This is a messenger RNA of Nannospalax galili (Upper Galilee mountains blind mole rat), 1325 nucleotides long. RefSeq names its product cyclin dependent kinase 2 associated protein 2 (gene Cdk2ap2). The transcript is spliced from 4 exons. The record is from RefSeq and is a predicted model, not a curated record. Gene Ontology annotation, cellular component: nucleus; cytoplasm; microtubule. Gene Ontology annotation, biological process: negative regulation of G1/S transition of mitotic cell cycle; regulation of microtubule cytoskeleton organization. The coding region runs from base 538 to 921 and encodes 127 amino acids. Lineage: Eukaryota; Metazoa; Chordata; Mammalia; Rodentia; Spalacidae.
GGCGGAGGGCUCGGAACGACGGAACCCGGGUUCUUCGGUCUGCGGAGCCCACGCCGAUAGCAGCCCCGGCCACACCGAGGCUGGCCCAGGGAGCGCAAGGCGGUGCCAACGAGGACGGAAGAGCAGAGGAGCCGGACCGAACCUGACCGUAUCAGACCUGACCCAGGUCCGGCUGCCCAAGGCCCCGCCUCUCUAGCCUGGGGACUAAUCCGAUUGAAAGCGCGCCGGCCCGGGCCCCGAACUCGCCAAUUGCGGAGGGCGGCGGCCACCGCCCAAUCCGGAGCAGACAGGUGCGAGGUCCGGAAGGCGCAGGCCAAUUGGAAGCGGUUGCGGCCUGCGGGGGCAGGGCUCAGCCAAUAAGCACGCUGGAGUGACAGCUCCGCAGACCAAUUGGGAGUGAGCGGCGCUCAUGCCCGCCCGCCCUUCCGGCCCCGGCUCUAUUUACCAGGGGCGUGCAGCUCGCUUGCCAAUCAGAGUGCGGCUGAGCUGCCGGACAGCCAACCCCUGAGCAGCGGCCGGCGGACCCAGGAGUUGGGGAUGUCCUACAAACCCAUCGCGCCCGCCCCCAGCAGCACCCCCGGCUCCAGCACCCCGGGACCAGGUACCCCGGUCCCUACAGCCGGAAGUGUCCCAUCGCCUUCGGGCUCAGUGCCAGGAGCUGCUGCCCCUUUCAGACCACUGUUUAACGACUUUGGACCGCCCUCCAUGGGGUAUGUGCAGGCAAUGAAGCCACCCGGUUCCCAGGGCUCCCAGAGCACCUACACGGACCUGCUAUCUGUCAUCGAGGAGAUGGGCAAAGAGAUCCGGCCCACCUAUGCCGGUAGCAAAAGCGCCAUGGAACGCCUGAAAAGAGGCAUCAUCCAUGCCCGGGCACUAGUCAGAGAGUGCUUGGCAGAGACAGAACGGAAUGCCCGCACGUAACAGGAAGCACCUUGUCCUCCUCGUCGGGACCUUUCCGGCCACUGCAGAGCACCUGCUUCUCCCUGGCCUUCGCCCCAAGUUGCUUCCUAUCCUGGGCUUCCUAUCCUGUGUCCCUUGGUGGGUGUCCUCCAGGAACCAGGUAGCAGAUCUCCCUCCGGUUGGCUGUACAAACUGGGCUCUCCCCGCUGCAGGAGUUAGGGCUAUCACCAGCCCCUCCUAUGACUGCUCACAGUGCUGGUCUAACUGGAGCUGGCUCCUCACUGCGGGCACUUCACACUUGUCACCACUUUGUCGAAGGCUGGGUACUUCCCUGCCUUGUCCACAGCUGACUCUUUUCUCGGUGUGUCUUUUACUAAAUAUGCCCUUUUUAUAUAAAUAAAAGAUGGUUUGGAGUUGUUCUCUCA